Messenger RNA from Heterocephalus glaber (naked mole-rat), 939 nucleotides. NCBI's taxonomy places the organism in Eukaryota, Metazoa, Chordata, Mammalia, Rodentia, Bathyergidae. The record is from RefSeq and is a predicted model, not a curated record.
AUGGAGAGAAAGAAUGUAACAGUGCCAACUAAUUUCAUUCUGAGUGUAGUCUCCAACUUCCCCAGCCUACAGCUCCCCCUCUAUUGGAUCUUCCUCAUCGUCUAUGCUCUCACAGUGGUAGGCAACCUGGGCAUGAUCAUUCUGACCAAGCUGGAUUCCCACUUACACACAGCCAUGUAUUUUUUUAUCAGACAACUGGCUUACAUUGACCUUGGUGAUGCCACUGUCAUCUAUCCCAAAAUGCUGCUAAAUUUUGUUAUGGGUCAAAAUACCAUUUCCUAUUAUGCUUGUGCCACCCAGAUGACCUUCUUUGUCACAUUCAUUAUCAGUGAACUUUUCAUCUUGUCAGCCAUGGCCUAUGACCGCUACGUGGCCAUCUGCAACCCUCUGCUCUACAGCGUCAUCAUGUCCCAGACACGUUGCCAUGUGCUGGUGGUCAUUCCGUACCUCUACAGCAGCUUUGUUGCUCUGCUGAUCACUAUUAAGACUUUCAUAUCUACUUUCUGUAGCUCUCAGGUCAAUCACUUCUACUGUGAUGAUGUUCCUUUAUCACUUAUGCUGUGCUCAAAUGGACGAAAUAUAGCCUUGAUGAUCAACCUAUUUGCAGGUUUUAAUGUGACAUCCUCCUUCCUGGUCGUACUAUUAUCUUACCUUAUGAUUCUCUUAGCUGUAUGUCGAAUGCAUUCUGCAGAAGGAAAAAAAAAAGCUUUCUCUACAUGUACUUCUCACCUGACCAUGGUGGUAGUCUUCUACGGGACUCUUUUCUUCAUGUAUGUGCAGCCCAAAUCUGCUCAGUCCUCUGAUAUUGAUAAACUUUCCUCUGUCUUCUACACAUUAGUGAUCCCCAUGCUAAACCCAUUGAUCUACAGCUUUAGGAACAAAGAAGUUAAAAAUGCCUUCUACAGGGUCUUCAAGAAUAAAUUUAAAGUCUGUACUUAG